UUAUAUCUGUUUUGAGAUUUCAGAAAGCUGCACACUACAGAUACAGAUGUGCUUCGUUAACAAUUGAAUGAGUGCGUAAUAUGCUUGUAGCUUAAUAUAAUGCAAACAGGAACAGCUGUUAUACAAGGCUGAAUACAGAUAUGAAACUGUAUAUAAAAGGAAACGGUUGAGUAGUCUGGUCUAUCCAGUUCGUAAUUCGAUCUGGAUUUGAUUUGCGACGAGGAUGAUCAAGUUAGUUAUUCUCGUCGUUGUCAGUGCUAUCGUCCAGCAUGUUUGCUGCGAUGAGCCUGAACGAAUCGUCGGCGGUGAUAUAGCUGAUAUUGGUCAAUUUAUAUAUCAAGUAUCCCUUCAAUUUUAUGGCGAGCAUAUUUGCGGAGGUAGUAUCAUUAGUAGUACGCACAUUCUUACUGCUGCUCAUUGCGUAGAUGAGUUCUACACGGAUGACUUGAUUGUCAUAAGUGGAACCAAUAGUCCGAGAAUUGGUGGCGAGAGACACGACAUUAAAUGUAUUCGGAUGCACCCAGAAUACACCGGUGAAAAAGAGAGUGGUUGGAAGGACGAUAUUGCUGUGAUUACCUUAAAAAAGCCGAUCAAAAUGAACAAGCUCCAAGGUCCGAUUCCUUUAGCAAGUAAAAACUACAUUAACGGUGGCAAACGCGGCAUCGUGUCCGGAUGGGGAAAAACAAAAAUAAGUGGAUCAUCUUCAGAGAUACUUAAAUGGCUUAGCGUGAAUGUCUUGAGUCAAGAAAGCUGUUUGCUUGGUCACAAAAAUCCACGCACCAAUGAAAACCACAUAUGUACGCUGGAAAAGGUUGGGAAAGGUGCUUGCCAAGGUGACAGCGGUGGUCCACUCGUUGUCGAUGGUGAAGUCAUUGGUGUCGUCUCUUGGGUCUUACCUUGCGCUUUGGGCAGAUCUGAUGUGUUCACUAAUGUUUACAACUAUCUCGACUUUAUCAAAGAAUCUCAGUUAUUGUGCUAAUAACAGAAAUAAUCACCGUUAAUUGAUAAUUUAUGUUCGUGAAAUAUUAUGAAAUUUUUCGUAAAUAG
This is a messenger RNA of Nylanderia fulva, 1047 nucleotides long. Its product is annotated as chymotrypsin-1-like. The record is from RefSeq and is a predicted model, not a curated record. Lineage: Eukaryota; Metazoa; Arthropoda; Insecta; Hymenoptera; Formicidae. Gene Ontology annotation, biological process: proteolysis. Gene Ontology annotation, molecular function: serine-type endopeptidase activity.